Messenger RNA from Xenopus laevis (African clawed frog), 4345 nucleotides. RefSeq names its product fibroblast growth factor receptor 1 L homeolog (gene fgfr1.L). Gene Ontology annotation, biological process: cell differentiation; positive regulation of cell differentiation; animal organ development. Gene Ontology annotation, molecular function: transferase activity; protein tyrosine kinase activity; fibroblast growth factor receptor activity. NCBI's taxonomy places the organism in Eukaryota, Metazoa, Chordata, Amphibia, Anura, Pipidae. The coding region runs from base 683 to 3121 and encodes 812 amino acids. The record is from RefSeq and is a predicted model, not a curated record. The transcript is spliced from 18 exons. Gene Ontology annotation, cellular component: signaling receptor complex; plasma membrane; membrane.
UGUAUGGGGGAUGGGGAGUGGAGUGUAUUGUUAAGUCUCAAUAAGAACUGACUCACUUCUCCAUGCCCAAGAAAUCCAGGAGACGUGCAGGGCAAAUAGCAGCUCAUCCUUUCUGCACUUUCUUUCUUUUGCUUUAUAAAAAUCAUUUCAUAGAAAUUGCACAAGUCCUUCAUUGCUGCUCUUAAAAAAAGCAACUUCAUCUCUGAGCUCAGUCCUGCUGCUCCAACUCCUGGAAUUGUGCGGAUCCCACAACUUUUCCCUCUUGCUGGAAUUCUCUCAAGGUGUCUUCAAAAGCUGCACAUUUCCUAAAGGGACAGAUGGUUUAAAUUACUGCUGUUUUUAACUUAAAACACUUUUUUUUAAUUUAUUUUUUUAUCUUAGUUCCUUUCUACAAUCAUUGGAUUCCUGGGAGAAUUUUUAAAGUUAUGAAAGUUUCUGGAAGAGGAUUUUCUUUUGAAAAACAUUAAGCCUUUUUUUUUUUUUUUUAAAGAUUUUAGUGAGUCUUUUUUAAAGAUUUUUUUUUUUUUUUUUACCCUACUAAUAUAAGGAAUAUAAGUUGGACGUGCGGAGACAAAAAGAGAUCAAGAAAAAAAAACCUGGAAACAGGAGCCGUGCAAAGCUUGUCUCGUGCCUGACACUGGAGGUCUCAUGGAUUCGGGCAGUGUGCACUAGCCAACUUGGGAUGUUCUCCGGAAGGUCCCUCCUCCUUUGGGGUGUCCUGCUUGGCGCUGCUUUAUCAGUUGCCCGGCCCCCUUCCACCCUCCCUGAUGAAGUCGCCCCUAAAACCAAAACGGAAGUGGAGCCAUAUUCAGCUCGGCCAGGAGACACAGUAACUUUGCAGUGCAGGCUUCGAGAAGAUGUUCAGAGCAUCAGCUGGGUGAAAAAUGGAGUUCAGCUUUUGGAGACUAACCGCACGCGCAUAACAGGGGAGGAGAUCCAAAUUUCCAACGCAGGGCCGGAGGACAAUGGGCUGUAUGCCUGUGUUACUAUCGGGCCUUCUGGAACAUAUACAGUAUUAUUCUCCAUUAAUGUAUCAGAUGCGCAGCCUUCGGCCGAGGACGACGAUGAUGAUGAUGACAAUUCAUCCUCUGAGGAGAAAGCUUCGGAGAACUCCAAACCGAACCGUCCCUUUUGGUCACACCCAGAAAAGAUGGAGAAGAAGCUUCAUGCCGUGCCGGCAGCAAAAACGGUGAAAUUUAGGUGUCCGGCAAAUGGCACUCCAUCGCCCGCACUUCGCUGGUUGAAGAAUGGCAAGGAGUUCCGACCCGAUCAGCGCAUUGGUGGAUAUAAGGUCCGUUCUCAAACAUGGAGCCUUAUUAUGGAUUCCGUUGUCCCAUCUGAUAAAGGAAAUUACACUUGUAUUGUGGAGAACAAGUAUGGCACCCUCAACCACACGUACCAGUUGGAUGUUGUCGAGCGUUCCCCACACCGCCCUAUCCUACAAGCCGGUCUCCCAGCAAAUACAAGUGUUACUGUGGGAAGCACCGCCGAGUUUUCCUGCAAAGUGUACAGCGACCCCCAGCCUCACAUCCAGUGGCUCAGGCACAUAGAGAUUAACGGCAGUAGAGUGGCCUCGGAUGGCUUCCCGUAUGUGGAGAUCCUCAAGACUGCAGGAGUCAACACCUCGGACAAGGAUAUGGAGGUUCUCCACCUGAGAAAUGUUACUUUUGAGGAUGCUGGCCAGUAUACCUGCUUGGCCGCUAACUCCAUUGGGAUCUCUCAUCAUUCUGCAUGGUUGACCGUUCUUGAAGUUGAGGACGAUAAACCCGCACUUCUGGCCUCCCCUUUACAACUGGAGAUUAUCAUCUACUGCACGGGGGCUGCCUUUGUGUCCGCCAUGGUGGUCACCAUCAUUAUCUUUAAAAUGAAGCACCCGUCGAAGAAGUCGGACUUCAACAGCCAGCUGGCUGUGCACAAGCUCGCCAAGAGCAUCCCGCUGCGCAGACAGGUUUCAGGGGACUCCAACUCAUCAAUGCACUCUGGAGUGAUAUUGGUUAGGCCUUCGCGCCUUUCUUCCAGUGGGACACCCAUGUUGUCUGGAGUCUCGGAAUAUGAGCUUCCGGAAGAUCCACGAUGGGAAGUGGCAAGGGACAGGCUGAUCCUUGGGAAACCUCUCGGAGAAGGCUGCUUUGGGCAGGUAGUAAUGGCGGAGGCUAUAGGCCUGGACAAGGAGAAGCCUAACCGAGUAACAAAAGUCGCCUUGAAGAUGCUGAAGUCUGAUGCAAAUGAAAAGGACCUGUCUGAUCUGAUUUCCGAGAUGGAAAUGAUGAAAAUGAUUGGAAAACACAAAAAUAUCAUUAAUUUACUUGGUGCCUGCACCCAGGACGGUCCACUCUAUGUAAUUGUCGAAUAUGCUUCCAAGGGGAACCUGAGAGAGUACUUACGGGCCAGACGCCCGCCGGGCAUGGAGUACUGCUACAACCCUAUGUGUGCCCCCGAUCAGCUGCUUUCCUUCAAAGAUCUGGUGUCGUGUGCUUACCAGGUAGCACGUGGGAUGGAAUACCUCGCCUCUAAAAAGUGCAUCCACAGAGACCUGGCUGCAAGGAAUGUUUUAGUAACGGAAGACAACGUAAUGAAGAUUGCCGAUUUCGGCUUAGCCCGUGAUAUCCAUCACAUUGACUAUUACAAGAAGACCACAAAUGGUCGACUGCCUGUAAAAUGGAUGGCCCCGGAAGCCCUGUUUGACCGGAUUUACACUCAUCAGAGUGAUGUCUGGUCGUUUGGCGUGCUGCUGUGGGAGAUUUUCACACUUGGGGGCUCUCCGUACCCUGGUGUCCCUAUGGAAGAGCUCUUUAAGUUACUUAAGGAAGGGCACAGAAUGGAUAAACCCACUAACUGCACCAACGAGUUGUAUAUGAUGAUGAAGGACUGUUGGCAUGCCAUGCCAUCUCAAAGACCAACAUUCAAUCAGCUGGUUGAGGAUCUUGACCGAAUUCUUGCUCUGAGUUCCAAUCAGGAGUAUCUUGAUCUUUCCAUGCCAGUCAAUCAGUAUUCUCCAUGUUUCCCAGACACUCGAAGUUCCACGUGUUCUUCAGGCGAGGACUCCGUGUUCUCUCACGACCCCCUCCCCGAUGAGCCCUGCCUUCCCAAAUACUCCAAUGGUGGACUAAAAAAACGCUGACCUUGGGGGUUCUUUUGGGGUUCUUCUCCAUAAAUUCCAUUUGAAGGACAUUUUGUUUCAAGCAUUCCAGAAAUGCCACAAGUUCCUCAGAAGCACGGUACAAUUCCACUCCUACAUCUUCAGCCUUAUUCCUUACCACAUGCCUUUUAUAGGAGGUACUUUUUUUUGGUUGUGGUUGAAACCAAAACCAAUCUUCCUAACGUUGACCCGCAGCCAGUGCACUUUCUAAAACUCAACAAGUGUCAAGAUCUGCGCCAUGUGAUGUUGGCAAUGUCAUGGGAACUUAUGAAGUAGAAAGGAUGCCAACUCUUUUGAUAUUCCUCAAUUUUAUGAGAUUUUAUUUUCUUGACCUCAUCGAAGUAUCAACACGUGACUUGUGUCCAUAACCUUCUCGAACACUCCAGACUACCUUUUUAAGACACUUUUUCCACUUUUAUUUUGGCUUUGUCUGCACUGUCUGAGCUUAAGACGUAAUAUCAGCUUUUGGUGGAAAAUAUUCAUGGACAACACCUCCUUCCUACAACUCCUUGUAGCUAGGUUAGGCUUUCUGCUUUCUCCGAAGAAGCCGAUACUUCUCCAUAUUCCAAUGCAAGAGGUGCUGUUGCUUGAACUGAAGGAAGACCUCAUUAUAAGCUACAUAACAUCUCUGCUUCCUGAAUGUUUAUUAUGUACAAGGUGGAUUCUCAUAAGUCUUAAUUGAGCAAGAACCUGAAUAAAGGCACAAGAUAUGGACUGUGCCAUUGUGCAAAGUGAUUUUAUUCAGGAAUUUUUGUGGUCAGUUAAUGGUACGAUCAAUAUGGCAGUUGACCUGCAACGUGUUUACUAGAGGUUUGACUGAAGGCAUGUGUUUCAGUGAAAGCCCCAUAUAAAGUCAGCUUGAGGCUUUAUCUCAACCCUAAGGACCAUGUUAGAUUGUCCAGAAAACAUGGUAAAUAGUCAGAUUUUAUCCUAAUAAAAAAUGGGCCGGGCGGGGAAUCCAAUAACGCUUUCCUUUUGUAUAUAGCUAGAAAAUGUAUAAAUAUGAAUUAUAUAUUUACAUGUCUUUUUAAGAAAAAAAAAGUUACAAAAUAUAUACCAGGUCAGUAGUAAAGUGGCUGGUAGUUGACAGUUGCUAUAAAAAAAUAUCUUAUAUUUUGCUAUGUUUUCAGUUUGUAUUUUUUUAAAUUAUGUUCUAAAACUUUCUUAUUCCCGGUACAAGUCCCUAAAUAAAGAGAAUUGGCUUCA